Molecule: messenger RNA, 453 nt
Organism: Colletotrichum spaethianum
Lineage: Eukaryota; Fungi; Ascomycota; Sordariomycetes; Glomerellales; Glomerellaceae
Product: bifunctional cytokinin biosynthesis protein
Exons: 3
Coding region: 1-453 (150 amino acids)
Biological process (GO): cytokinin biosynthetic process
Cellular component (GO): cytosol
Molecular function (GO): hydrolase activity, hydrolyzing N-glycosyl compounds
Source: RefSeq, a predicted model, not a curated record
AUGCAGUCUGGCGGCCCUUCACCUCUGCCAUCAUUCCCGGCAUCCCGGGAUGGCACGCCUGGUGGCAACGACAUAACCACCAACGCUGUCACAAAUGGUCACACCAACGGCAUCACGAACGGCACGCAGAAGCGCACAAAGAUCUGUGUCUACUGCGGUGCCUCCCCUGGUUUCAAGCCCCAGCAUAUGGAGGCCGCUCGUGAGUUGGCUAGGAUCAUGGCAGAGAACAACAUCGACCUUGUCUACGGCGGUGGUACCGUCGGCCUGAUGGGUGAGGUGGCAAAGUCUCUCGUCGCCCUCGCCGGUCCGGACUCGGUUCACGGCAUCAUCCCUGAGGCCCUCGUCAAGUACGAGCGCGACGGGACUUACGGCACCAUUAACAAGGACAACAUGGCCCUUCGCGAUUAUAAGGUCUCCGAGGCGACCUUCAAGCUCGACUGGAACAACUCGUAA